Gloeophyllum trabeum ATCC 11539 is the source of this 740-nucleotide messenger RNA. RefSeq names its product flavo protein. Gene Ontology annotation, cellular component: phosphopantothenoylcysteine decarboxylase complex. The transcript has 5 exons. The record is from RefSeq and is a predicted model, not a curated record. Gene Ontology annotation, biological process: coenzyme A biosynthetic process. Gene Ontology annotation, molecular function: FMN binding; phosphopantothenoylcysteine decarboxylase activity. Bases 1 to 627 code for a protein of 208 amino acids. NCBI's taxonomy places the organism in Eukaryota, Fungi, Basidiomycota, Agaricomycetes, Gloeophyllales, Gloeophyllaceae.
AUGACUCUCACCAAACGAUUUGUUGCUGAAGUCGAAAAAGUGGAAGGCGACACGCAUAUCCUCCUCAUCACCACCGGCAGCGUCGCCUCCAUUAAGGCGCCUCUCAUCGUAUCGGAAUUACUGCGAUACGAGAACGUCAAGGUAGAGGUAGUCUCUACCAAGUCCUCUCUUGCCUUCUUCGAUGCCGGUGAAAUCGAGAAGGCCGGCUCGAGGGUGUGGACGGACGAAGACGAGUGGGCGGGAGGCUUCCGCAUCGGCGACCCCAUCCUCCACAUAGAACUGCGCCGAUGGGCCGACGUCGUCCUGAUCGCGCCGUGUUCCGCGAACACCCUCUCAAAGAUCGCCCACGGGCUGUGCGACAACCUUGUGACAUCUCUGCUGCGGGCACUCGCCCCCACCACACCGACGUACGUGUUCCCCGCCAUGAACACGCUCAUGUACGAGCACCCCUUGACCGCGGAGCAUCUGCGCGUUGUUCGCGAGGUUGUCAAAUACCAGGUGGUAGGACCUAUCGGAAAGACUCUCGCUUGCGGAGAUGUCGGACUGGGAGCUAUGACAGAGUGGAGGGACAUAGUGCAGAUUGUCGUUGACAAGUUUAAUCUGGUGCGAAGAGAAGGGCCUGAGUGAAUGUGAAUACACAUGAUCCUGUUGCCAGCGGAUGGGGAUGGCCUGCGUGGAGUGUGUAUCCUGCAUCCAUCCUCCUACGAAUCCAUACCGUGUAGCCCUCUGGCCAAGGGGCG